Molecule: messenger RNA, 339 nt
Organism: Linum trigynum
Lineage: Eukaryota; Viridiplantae; Streptophyta; Magnoliopsida; Malpighiales; Linaceae
Source: the annotation of a GenBank genome assembly
AUGGAAUCGCCACCUGCUGUCGUCUAUCCACCAGCGGAUGACCCCGCUGGUCAUGAUCCUGACACCUCUCAGCCGCUCACUCCCUCACUUCACUCUGGUUCUAGCUCGUCCUCUCAGACUUCCUCUCCUCAUGGUACAGGCUCGCAACUCUCUCCGCUUCUUUUUUCGCUUGGCCCUAGUUCUAGCUUGGUUGGCAGCUCGAGCGCUUCUUCGUCUACGGGCUGUGGGGACUCAUUAGAAUCCAGGGGAGGCAUGGAAAAUUUUCUGCGAGCGCCUGAAAAAUACGACACUGACGCUGGUGAGCGUUCGAAAAGUACACUGGUGCUGGCGAGCGCCUGA